AUGGGGUACACUAAUGUAUUAGUAAUAAUCUUGCUCGUUGUGAUUACAUCGCCUGUGGUUUUCGGUAACGAUGCAGCACCAAUUCCUCAGAACAGCCGCAGAAUCGAGCAGUGGUUUAACACAAACGUCCCUUCGUUGGCUAGUAAAAAGGACACAUUAGAUCCAGAUCUACUGACCGCAGAGGCUUCCCCACGUGUAAGACAAGAUGGAAGAGGCCAUUUCAAGACAUUAACCGAGGCGAUAGCAAGUGUACCCGCAGAGAACACGAAGCGUGUGAUCAUCAACUUAGGCCCUGGUGUAUACAAAGAGAAGGUCACGAUCGAUAGGAACAAACCCUUCAUCACGUUGUACGGUCAUCGGAAUGCAAUGCCGGUUAUGACAUUCGACGGUACCGCAGCCCAAUACGGGACAGUCGAUAGCGCAACUCUCAUUGUCUUGUCCGACUAUUUCAUGGCCGUUAACAUCAUCGUUAAGAAUUCUGCUCCAAUGCCGGAUGGGAAGAUGAAAGGAGCACAAGCUUUGUCUAUGAGAAUCUCUGGCAACAAAGCAGCUUUCUACAACUCUAAAUUCUACGGCUAUCAAGACACGAUUUGCGAUGACGCCGGAAACCAUUUCUUCAAAGACUGUUACAUCGAAGGGACGUAUGAUUUUAUCUUUGGAAGCGGACGCUCUUUAUACCUCCGUACACAACUAAACGUAGUGGGAGAUGGACUCAGAGUGAUCACAGCUCACGCCGGAAAAAGCGCGGGAGAGAAAAGUGAAUACUCAUUCGUGCACUGCAAGGUAACAGGGACUGGAACAGGGAUCUACUUGGGCCGAGCAUGGAUGAGUCACCCCAAGGUCGUUUACGCAUACACCGACAUGUCAAGUGUUGUGAAUCCUUCCGGAUGGCAAGAAAAUCCCCAAUCCGAGCGUGACAAGACGGUGUUCUAUGGAGAGUACAAGUGCUCAGGAGCAGGAUCGAAAAAGGAGAAGAGAUUUAAGUACACACAAGACAUUGACAGCAUCGAAGCUAACUAUUUCAUCUCCCUUGGCUACAUCCAGGGAUCCACCUGGCUCCUCCCUCCUCCUUCUUUGUAA
Molecule: messenger RNA, 1080 nt
Organism: Microthlaspi erraticum
Lineage: Eukaryota; Viridiplantae; Streptophyta; Magnoliopsida; Brassicales; Brassicaceae
Source: the annotation of a GenBank genome assembly